Messenger RNA from Somion occarium, 2364 nucleotides. Lineage: Eukaryota; Fungi; Basidiomycota; Agaricomycetes; Polyporales; Cerrenaceae. The record is from the annotation of a GenBank genome assembly.
AUGAAGUUCAAAAUCGCUAUCAUUGCUGCCGUGGCUCUAGCGGCCUUCGUAGACGCUUUCCCUGCUCCCAUCGCUGGCCCUCCCAGCGGCGGCAACAAUAAGCCAGGUCCUCCAGCGAAGCCCCCUUCGAAGCCGCCUUCCCAUUCUCCCAAACCUCCUACUCAUCCUCCUCCCAAACCCCCAGUGCGUCCUAAACCUCCACCUAAACCCCCUUCCAAACCCAAGCCACCCGCGCAACGUCCCCGCCCCAAACCGAAGGCCACGAAACCGUAUAAUCCUUAUCCCAGGCCUAAAGCGCCUUACAGACCAUACAAGCAAUACAAACCCUAUAAGCCCUACCGUCCUCGUCCCAAUCCAGAGCCUCCAAAGCCGGAUCCCCCCAGGCCGGAGUCCCCCAAGCCGGAUCCCCCCAAGCCUGAACCGCCUAAACCGGAGCCUCCGAAGCCAGAGCCUCCAAAGCCUGAACCACCCAAACCAGAACCCCCCAAGCCGGAGCCUCCCAAACCCGAACCGCCCAAACCGGAGCCUCCGAAGCCUGAGCCGCCAAAGCCUGAACCACCCAAACCAGAGCCUCUUAAGCCCGAACCCCCCAAACCAGAACCCCCAAAGCCGGAGCCUCCAAAGCCAGAGCCGCAGCCUUCAAAGCCGCGUCCACCUCGUUACCCUUACCCACCUCCGAAACCGCCCAAGCCGCCUGUCCACCCACCCAAACCUGAACCACCUAAACCGGAGCCUCCAAAGCCUGAACCUCCCAAACCAGAACCCCCCAAGCCUGAGCCUCCCAAACCCGAACCGCCCAAACCGGAGCCUCCCAAGCCUGAGCCGCCAAAGCCUGAACCACCCAAACCAGAGCCUCCCAAGCCUGAACCUCCCAAACCCGAACCGCCCAAACCCGAACCGCCCAAACCCGAGCCGCCCAAACCAGAGCCUCCCAAGCCCGAGCCUCCCAAACCAGAGCCUCCCAAACCUGAACCGCCAAAGCCUGAACCGCCCAAACCCCAACCGCCUAAGCCUGAGCCUCCAAAACCAGAACCUCCAAAGCCUGAACCUCCCAAGCCUCAGCCACCAAAGCCGGAGCCUCCCAAACCUGAACCACCGAAACCACAACCCCCCAAGCCUGAACCUCCAAAGCCUGAACCUCCAAAGCCGGAGCCUCCCAAACCAGAGCCCCCCAAACCAGAGCCCCCGAAGCCUGAACCUCCCAAACCCGAACCCCCCAAGCCUGAGCCUCCCAAACCCUAUCCACCGAAACCUGAACCGCCAAAGCCUCAGCCUCAAAAGCCCGAAGUUCCCAAACCAGAGCCGCCCAAACCAGAACCCCCCAAGCCUGAGCCUCCAAAGCCGGAGCCUCCAAAACCUGAACCACCGAAGCCUGAACCGCCAAAGCCGGAACCUCCCAAACCACAACCCCCCAAGCCUGAACCUCCAAAGCCCGAGCCUCCCAAACCGGAGCCUCCAAAGCCAGAGCCCCCCAAACCUGAACCUCCCAAACCAGAACCACCGAAACCGGAGCCUCCAAAGCCUGAGCCGCCAAAGCCUGAGCCGCCAAAGCCGGAACCACCGAAGCCGGAGCCUCCAAAACCAGAGCCUCCAAAGCCAGAGCCCCCCAAACCAGAGCCCCCGAAGCCAGAGCCUCCCAAACCCGAACCUCCCAAGCCUGAACCGCCCAAACCCGAACCGCCCAAACCAGAGCCUCCAAAGCCAGAGCCCCCGAAACCUGAACCACCGAAGCCUGAACCUCCCAAACCCGAACCCCCCAAGCCGGAGCCUCCCAAGCCGGAGCCUCCCAAACCGGAGCCUCCAAAGCCAGAACCCCCCAAACCAGAGCCUCCAAAGCCAGAGCCCCCGAAGCCUGAACCACCGAAGCCUGAACCUCCCAAACCCGAACCCCCCAAGCCGGAGCCUCCCAAACCGGAGCCUCCAAAGCCAGAGCCUCCCAAGCCUGAGCCGCCCAAGCCUGAACCACCCAAACCCGAGCCUCCAAAGCCCGAACCCCCCAAACCAGAACCCCCAAAGCCUGAACCCCCCAAGCCGGAGCCUCCAAAGCCGGAGCCCCCCAAACCAGAGCCUCCCAAACCAGAACCCCCCAAGCCAGAGCCGCCUAAGCCUGAACCACCUAAACCCGAGCCUCCAAAGCCCGAACCCCCCAAGCCUGAACCACCAAAACCAGAACCUCCAAAGCCGGAGCCUCCAAAGCCAGAGCCCCCAAAACCUGAACCUCCCAAACCCGAACCCCCCAAGCCUGAGCCUCCCAAGCCUGAGCCUCCCAAGCCUGAGCCGCCGAAGCCAGAGCCUCCAAAGCCAGAACCCCCCAAGCCAGAGACUCCUGGCCCAGAGGGCGGAGGCGGUGGUGGAGAAACUUGA